AUGAUUGGUGCAGAGAAACGAGCAUAUAUUCGACGAAUCUAUUGCAGUUUUAAGGGAGAUCAGAGGGCGGAGGCUUUUCAAUUGCUUGGCGAGUGUAAAGCGCUGAAACAUCUUGGAAUAGAAGUUAAUAGGAAGACAAUGUGUGGAAGUAAAAAACCGCAAGAGGAUCUCAUGACCGCAAAAGGUGUUGGUGCAUUGAGAAAAAUACGAGGAAUGGAGAAUUUGGUGAUAGAUGUGGUGGAUUCCGUCAACUUUAACACACGACAUCACGAGCAAUUCUCAGGACCAACACCUAAGCUUUAUUUCAAGCCGGAAGAUGUUCAAGCAUUUGAGAGGUUAUUGACGGAAGAGAUGAAUAUGAAAGAGGAGGCUCCAAAGCAGGUUCUAGAUACAUCAUCGAAAAAGGAUGCGCUAAAGCCAGAGUCCAAGAGCUCGAACCCUACGAAGGUCUCGAAAACUCAAACCGUAAAUUCUAGCAAGGUUAAGAAGUCGAGAAUCUCAUCCACGAAGAAGUGA
This is a messenger RNA of Sclerotinia sclerotiorum 1980 UF-70, 516 nucleotides long. RefSeq lists its product with no specific name. The record is from RefSeq and is a predicted model, not a curated record. The transcript has a single exon. Lineage: Eukaryota; Fungi; Ascomycota; Leotiomycetes; Helotiales; Sclerotiniaceae. Bases 1 to 516 code for a protein of 171 amino acids.